Messenger RNA from Exophiala bonariae, 1377 nucleotides. RefSeq lists its product as uncharacterized. The coding region runs from base 1 to 1377 and encodes 458 amino acids. Gene Ontology annotation, cellular component: cytoplasm. Gene Ontology annotation, biological process: ubiquitin-dependent protein catabolic process. The record is from RefSeq and is a predicted model, not a curated record. The transcript is spliced from 3 exons. Gene Ontology annotation, molecular function: ubiquitin binding; ubiquitin conjugating enzyme binding. NCBI's taxonomy places the organism in Eukaryota, Fungi, Ascomycota, Eurotiomycetes, Chaetothyriales, Herpotrichiellaceae.
AUGGCGGAACCCCGUGCUCGAACUCCCUCACCAGUCUCACCACUCAAGGCCUCCGACGCACCUCCCGAGUCCCCUACCACAGCUCGAGAACUAGACUUUGAUAGUGAUCAAGAGACUGGUACUACAUCUCAACCAUCAAGUGCAAGGAUGGACACCAUUCCUCGGCCCCCACCCAAAGACGAAACUCCUCCGACGAAGCCUCCAAGACCAACAAAUACCCGCGAGCAAGCUGAGAUUACACUAAGGGAAGCUUUCCCUUCCAUCGACGCCAGCGUCGUCAAGGCCGUCCUAACCGCCAGCGGUGGCAAUGUGGAACCGGCUUUCAACGCUCUACUGGGCAUGAGUGACCCAGAUUCACAAAGAGAACCCGAACCUCCAGCCAAGCCUCCUCGACCAAGUCAGCAACAAGGCCAGACAUCUACAAAGUUGAGUCAGAUGGAAGCCGACGAGCUAUAUGCAAGACAACUAGCCGAACAUUAUGAUGGGUCGAGAACAGGUCAACGUAGGGGUUCUGGAGGGAGAUUCAAUGAACAUCUUCAAGGUUCAAGAGCUGGUCGCCCAGGAGCAAACCCCAAUCCGGAUGAUGUCCCUUGGCGGAGUUUUGUAGAUGAUGAUCUUCCGGAAAUUCGAGACAACAUUCGGAAAGGCUUUCAGGAGACACAAAAGACUGUAAACAGUUGGAUCAGUGCUUUCAAGAAGAAUUUCGAUGGAGAAGAUGAAGAUGAUCCACAGUAUCGUCCAGCGCAACCUCCUCGUCCAGGUCAACAACAAGGAGCAGGUAAUUAUCCUGCCUCAGGAGGAUACCCGAAUCGCCGCAGUGGUGAUAUGCGACGAUCCGCAGACAUGCAACGAUAUGAUGCAGAUCCUCAGCUUAUUGGUGACGAUUUUUCGCGACUCGAAUUACGAGAUGGAGAAGCACCACCACGGACCUCCAGCCGCCCACUAGCGAAUCCAAAUCUGUUCCGCUCAGGUGCUAAUGACCCCGAGCGUCGUCCGUCCCCAGGAGGCAACCGCAAGGUCUCAUUCCAAGAUGGACCACCAGAAGAGAUCCAGGACAUGUACUCAUCAUCCAAUACGAAACCAUCGGCCAUUACAACAGCGUCAGUACCAUCGUCUGGUGGGAAAGCGAGUAAAUGGCAGCCUCUUUCUACAGUGGACCCGAGUCCUGUUGCGGAUAAUGAUCCAUUUAGCCUGGGCGAUAGUGACGAGGAAAAAGAUGCUAAGCCGAUCUCACUCAAGGAUGACGAGGUCGUGGCUUCUACCGGUACAAGUACCACUGAAGAGGCUGGUAAGAAGGCCACGACGGAGGAAGAUGAGAGAGUUAAGAAAGCCACAGAUGAGGCGAUUAAGGAGAGUAUAGCUAGUGAGACGAAGUAG